AUGAAUGCUCAGCAACAAAAAGGCAUCAGGGGACUCGCUAGAGAUGGACCGUCAAAAAUUCCAGUAAAACCAAAACCUGGCCCCCCUCUGCUUCACAAGGAAAACCUUGCAACAGGUUCCUCGCUCCAUCCUCCAAAACAUUCUUUUGCAUCAUCAUCUUCUAAUUCUUCUUCUUCCUUGUCUUCGGGAAAUACAAUGUCAACAACAAAUUUACACAGUGAUUCUUCGGCUCUACCACAGCCUACAACUGCAUUUCUUGCACGCGCACAUAACCCAACAACAUCUACACCUUUUAGAUCCCAUCGCAUUUACGCUGCUCGUAAAACACUGAGCUCUGAACCUUACAUUGUGCCCUCUGCUCGACGAGCAACUAGCACACACAACCCUACGGAGCGCAGCGAGCUUCUUGAGUACCAGAAAGAACGCAUCACGCAGCUCACCAAUGAGUCACAGGAACUCAAAACUCUGAUUAAAGAGCUUGAGUUGGCUAAACAGCAAUCGGUAGAUACCAUUAGCGACUACAAAGAAGUCAAUACCAAGUUGGAUCAUGAGCUGCGGCUUGUCAAAAACAAUCACACGCAUGAACUUGAGAUGGAGCGCCAUAAGAUGGAUAUCCAAAAAAGAGACGAAAUUGAAGCUCUCAAAGAACAACAUCGUAAAGAACUUGAGGCUGCACUUGCUCAGCAACGAGAACAGUUUCAAACCACUGAAAUGACACUCAAAAAGGAAGCUCAAGAUGCUAAGAAUCAACUAGCCGAAGAAGAAUCUCACCAUGCUACUGAAAUGGCUAAUAUUAUUGAAGAAUUCUCUCUUAAAAUGGAAAUCCGAGUUUCCGAAACAAAGGCUCAGCAUGCCAAACAAAUGACUCAGUUGAUUGAAGAAAAGGAUAACUUAGCCAAUGAUCUCACAAACCUUAAGAAAGAGCAUUCUUCUACUCUUGAGCAAUUGAAUACCACCCAGCAUAAAUUAUCGGAAACAACACUCAGAUGUGAACAUCUCCAAAAAACAGCAGAUCAAUAUGAAAGACAAAGCGGUGCUCUCCAAAAUAACAUUUCGCAAUACGAAUCUUCAGUCGAAGGUUUGCAAAAACAACUCGCCAUGCGAAAUGCAGAAACUCAAGAACUGCGUUCUCGACUCAUUAAUGAGGAAUCGCUACGACGGCGAUUACACAACAAACUGCAAGAUCUUAAAGGAAACAUUAGAGUGUACUGCCGACCGCGACCACUGGGACCACAGGAAAUAGCAUCUGCAUGUAGUGCCAUGGAACUGGCAUUCCCAGACCAAGCAUCAGAAGGGCAGCAACUAGAUGUGACGUGCACAUACCAGGAUACCUUUACAGGUGUGCAAACACCCCGCACGCAGCAUUUUGAGUUUGACAAGGUAUUUACUCCCAAUGCAUCCAAUCACAAUGUAUUUUUAGAGAUCUCUGAGCUGGUGCAGUCUGCACUUGACGGAUAUAAUGUAUGCAUUUUUGCCUACGGACAAACAGGUUCUGGCAAAACUUACACAAUGCUUUCUCCUGAAGAUGGUAUGAUUCCGUUAACAAUUGACCAGAUUUUUAAGACUGCAGAUUUGAUGAAAAAAACCGGAUGGUCGUACGAGUUUUCAGGAGAGUUUUUAGAAAUUUACAAUGAAACAAUCCAUGAUUUACUUGCUACCACCCAACCACCCAAACUACAUAUCAAACAUUUCCCGGAAGAACAAAAAACAUUGGUGGAAGGUCUUACUCAAGUCAGCUUGAAUAACCCGGGACAAGUGCACGGGGUACUGCGGCAAGCUGCACGAACCCGAGCGACAGCAGCAACCAAUGCCAACGAGCGGUCAUCGCGAUCUCACUCUGUGUUUGUGUUGCGACUGGCAGGACGCAACAGCAUUACGGGGGAAACUCGAGCAGGAGUAUUAAACUUAAUUGAUUUGGCAGGAAGUGAACGGUUGUCAAGCUCGCAAACAUCAGGCGAACGACUCAAAGAAACUCAAGCAAUUAACAAAAGCUUAAGCUCGCUAGUAGAUGUGGUUACUGCACUGGGGUCUGGGCAACAACAACAACAACAACACAUUCCAUUUAGAAACUCGAAACUUACACACCUGCUGCAGUACUCGCUCUCGGGGACUUCAAAGACACUGAUGCUGGUCAACGUGUCGUCUAACAAGCAGCACGAAAACGAGACACUAAACUCACUGCGGUUUGCUACCAAGGUGAACCACACUAGACUGCGCCGAUGA
Magnusiomyces paraingens is the source of this 2223-nucleotide messenger RNA. RefSeq lists its product as uncharacterized. NCBI's taxonomy places the organism in Eukaryota, Fungi, Ascomycota, Dipodascomycetes, Dipodascales, Dipodascaceae. Bases 1 to 2223 code for a protein of 740 amino acids. The record is from RefSeq and is a predicted model, not a curated record. The transcript has a single exon. Gene Ontology annotation, biological process: microtubule-based movement. Gene Ontology annotation, molecular function: microtubule binding; microtubule motor activity; ATP binding.